AUGGCACGGAAGGCGACUCGGCGCUCAACGGCGAAGCAAGCAGAAGGCGCGGAGCCCGAUGGAGCCUCGACGAGCACUGACAUUGAUAGCGAGUCCGAGCUUGAUGAUGCCACCAAGGCUGCAGCAGUCUACAAGGAUGCGGUGAAUCUGCCUGCGCACCAAACCAAGCAUCUCUCCGAACUGGUCUACCGCCUCCCGCGCAUCGACACCGCCUUUCGACUGUUGCAGCGGAAUGACACCAACAGCACCGGCUCCUCGCUCUGGCUUUCAUCGCAGGUCCUGUCGGCCUUCCUGCUGCACACCUAUGCCAAACCCCAGCUGAGGUCCGGCAGCAAUGUGAAACGCAAGAGGAUGCUGGAGCUCGGCUCUGGCACGGGGCUCCUCUCGCUGCUCAUGGCUCGGCUCGGCUGGGACGUGGUAGCCACCGACAUUGAGCCUGUCCUCGACUCGGUUCUGCGCCCCAACAUUGACUCCGGGCUCUACCAGCUGGUCCAUGAGGGUCAUGCGGAUCCGGAACAGAUUCGCGUAUGCAAGCUCGACUGGACAGCAGCUGAAGAGCCAAAGACUGAGAGUCUGCGUGGUGCUAUCUCGGGGAACGAUUCCAUCAAGUCCUCUGGGGACUCUUCUGAGCCUCACCUAGAUCUCAUCGUCACCGCCGAUACGAUCUACGAGCCAGGUCUCAUCCGACCGCUCUUAUCGACCAUCUCCCACUUCUAUCGACGCCAGACCGAUACCAAGCCCACAAUUCUCUUAGCGCUUGAACGCAGAGACCCUGCACACAUAGAUCACGCUCUGCAGAUUGCACGCGACGAGUUCAACCUCCCCUUGAAGCAGAUCCCUGCCAAGCGCGUUCGCAAGAUCUUUGAUACCCUUGGCGACGGCACCACUUGGUCGCGAGACGACUGGAGCGGCGUCGAAAUUUGGAACCUGUAG
Moesziomyces antarcticus is the source of this 933-nucleotide messenger RNA. RefSeq lists its product as uncharacterized. The record is from RefSeq and is a predicted model, not a curated record. Bases 1 to 933 code for a protein of 310 amino acids. Lineage: Eukaryota; Fungi; Basidiomycota; Ustilaginomycetes; Ustilaginales; Ustilaginaceae. The transcript has a single exon. Gene Ontology annotation, cellular component: nucleus; cytoplasm.